Molecule: messenger RNA, 3943 nt
Organism: Cyclopterus lumpus (lumpfish)
Lineage: Eukaryota; Metazoa; Chordata; Actinopteri; Perciformes; Cyclopteridae
Gene: ttbk1a
Product: tau tubulin kinase 1a
Exons: 16
Coding region: 140-3943 (1267 amino acids)
Biological process (GO): signal transduction; peptidyl-serine phosphorylation; peptidyl-tyrosine phosphorylation
Cellular component (GO): nucleus; cytoplasm
Molecular function (GO): protein serine/threonine kinase activity; ATP binding
Source: RefSeq, a predicted model, not a curated record
CUCAGAGUGGUGCUGAUGCUGUAGAGAUGGAGCGGAGGGAGUGGAGGAGGAGGAUCCUGCUCGGCUCCGGAAGGAAAACCACAUUCAGAUAAAUGGCUCUUUUAAGCUGGGAGCUGCUCGUGUUCUGUCUGGCUGGCAGAUGCAGUGCCUAGUCCCCGGCCUCCAGGACAACGCCAACAUGAACGGGACGUCGGAGCAGGCCGACAUCCUGCCGCCAAACUGCAUGGUCAAAGACCGAUGGAAAGUGCUGAAGAAGAUCGGCGGAGGCGGGUUCGGGGAGAUCUACGAGGCCUUGGACCUGCUGACGCGGGAGAACGUGGCGCUGAAGGUGGAGUCGGCCCAGCAGCCCAAACAGGUGCUGAAGAUGGAGGUGGCGGUGCUGAAGAAGCUGCAGGGUAAAAACCACGUCUGUAAGUUUAUUGGCUGCGGAAGAAACGACAAAUUCAACUACGUGGUCAUGCAGCUUCAGGGCCGUAACCUGGCCGACCUGAGGAGGAGUCAGCCCCGAGGCACCUUCACCAUGAGCACCACCCUGCGGCUCGGGAAGCAGAUCCUGGAGUCCAUCGAAGCCAUCCACUCGGUGGGCUUCCUGCACCGAGACAUCAAACCGUCAAACUUCGCGAUGGGUCGUCUUCCCUCCACCUACAGGAAGUGCUACAUGCUGGACUUCGGUCUGGCGCGGCAGUACACCAACACCACCGGAGAGGUCCGGCCGCCGAGGACGGUGGCCGGCUUCAGAGGGACGGUCCGCUACGCUUCAGUCAACGCUCACAAAAACAAGGAAAUGGGUCGCCAUGACGACCUGUGGUCGUUGUUUUACAUGUUGGUGGAGUUCGCCGUUGGACAGUUGCCGUGGCGAAAGAUCAAAGAUAAGGAACAAGUUGGUCAGAUCAAAGAGCGCUACGACCACCGGAUGCUGCUCAAACACAUGCCUUCAGAGUUCAACAUCUUCCUGGACCACGUGCUGGCUCUGGACUACUACACCAAACCAGACUACCAGCUGCUGAUGUCGGUGUUCGAGAACAGCAUGAAGGAGCGAAUAAUCACCGAGAACGAGCCCUUCGAUUGGGAGAAGGGCGGCGGCGAUGUCACGCUGUCCACCAGCACCUCCACACAACCACAGCACAACACCCGACCCACCGCCGCCAUGGUGGGAGCCCUCGUGACGCCGGUUCCCGGAGACCUCCAGCGAGAGAACACCGACGAAGUCCUGCAGGACGAACAUCUCAGCGAUCAGGAGAACGCACCCCCGGUCCCGCCCAGCCGGCCCCCCGGAGAGACGGGUGUCCCCAACGCCGGGGAGCCCGGAGAAGCCUGGGAGGACACGGACUUCAACCGCAACAGACUCAGGAUCAGCCUGAACAAGGGGGCUCAGGAGGAGGAGGUGAGUCGGGGGGCGUGUCCCGCGUCGCCGGUUCGAGGCGGAAUCCCGGAGUCACCGAGCGGUCAGGGUCGGUCCUUGAGGUACCGGCGGGUCAACAGCCCCGAAUCGGACCGCCUGUCUGCUGCCGAGGGCCGGGCCGACGCCUACGGACAGAGGUCCAGGAUGGACAUCCUCGGCUCUCCGUCCCGUCACGUCUACUCCUCCCAGCCGGCUCAGAUGCUGUCCGUCGACCCCGGUUGCCGCGGCGACCGGCAGGCCAGCGGCCGGCAGGAGGCGUCGGUGGCGUCGGCCGACCAGGAGGCGCACAGCAACGCCUUCAUCCGCUCCGUCCCGCUGGCCGAGGAGGAGGACUUCGACAGCAAAGAGUGGGUGAUCAUCGACAAAGAGGCGGAGCUACGGGACUUCCAACCGACCACGUCAGGAACCACUGACGAGGAGCCCGAGGAGCUCCGCCCCCUGGAGGAGCAGGAGGAGAGGAGGAGGCUCAGGGCAGCAGGGGAGCUGGUGGUUCGUCCAAAGACCCACACCAGGGACAGCAGCCGGGGGAUGCUGACGUUGACGGAGGAGGAGGCGUCGAGGAGGAGCGGCGGGAGCCCCGUCCAGUCGCCCUGUCACUCGCUGCCGUCGGGACGCCCCCGCCGGAGAGAGUCAGAGCCCAAUGGACCUCAAAGACCGGCGCUGUCGCCCACGGAGCAGAGCAACCAGUCACCGCCGUCCCCGGACUAUCGUACGAAGGGCCAGAGCGACGAGAAGGAGCACUUCCACAUCCUUCCUCAGCUCCAGGCCAAGAGGGCCGACUUCCUCACCGUCAUGCUCACUGGCACUUUGCCUCAGCGCCGGAGCUUCGCCGCGGCGGAGGAAGAAGUCCAGGAACCUCCGGGGCCGAGGGACGACGACGUCACGAAGAGCGAGUCCAACAGCGAGGCCAGCCAGAAGAGCACCGAACGCAGCCAGGACGCCGCGCCCUCAACGCUCAUGGCCGAGGACCAGAGGGGCCAAAGGGAGCACGCCUCGGCUGCCGACGCGGACCCCGACCUGGAGGACGCCUCCAAAACCCUCGUCCUCUUCUCGCCCGGGGACACUCGCAAGUCUCCCUCUGGAGAUCACGUCCUCGAGGGAGAGCUGGCCACGCCGUGUACGCUCAACUCCCGAACCGACCGCCUCCUGGUCGGGGAGGCGGUUCCGCCUGAACCCUCCGAGACCGUCCGUCUGUCCCUCGUCCUGCGGUCGGACCUGAGGCCGUCCACGCCCAUCGCUCCUGCGUCGCCGCCCUUCACCAAAGUCGAGCGCACUUUCAUCCACAUCGCCGAGACAUCACACCUCAACGUCAUGUCGUCCAACGGUCACUCCGCCAGGGAGAGUCUCGGAGUCUCGGACCGGGAAGUCUCGGCCAUCAUGAAGGCUUCGGCGGAGGAGGAGGAGGAGGAGGAGGAGGAGGACGCCGGUGAGCGAGGGGCGGCACCAGAGACGCAAGAGUCUCCAGAGGAGUCGGUGCCGGAACAAACCGCACCAGUUGACGAACACCUCGAAACUGAGAAUGGUCCGUCAAUCGUUCUGGUCCAGUCUUUUGAGGCCGUCCCAGAAGCCGUGGCACCGGUUCAUGAACACACAGAUCUGUCGCAGGAGCCUAAGAAACAGCCAUUAUCCGGUGAAGAAGCCGCCGAGCUUCAGACAACCGGAUCAGAACUGCCGGCUUCCACGAAACCUCGGAUCCGAAGCCGAAUCCCGGUGCUCGUCUCCGAAGAGGACUCAGGCUCUGAACGGUCCUCCUCCCUUUCCGCUCGGGCUCGGCUCCAGCAGCGGGCCAGGCAGCUGGACUUGGCCCGCAUGCUGGUCCAGAAGCAGCAGGGUCGCUGGAUGAGGAAGAGGAUGAUAUCCGGGACGUCGUCGUCCAUGUCCUCUGGGGACGACGAGCGUCGGCGGGCUUCUGAAACUCUGUCCACCACCGGCUCGGAGGAGGACACGCAUACCUUGGACGAGUCCAGGAGGAGCUCCCGUCUCAAGCCGACUGAGGAGCAAGGCUCCAAGGAGUGCAGGAGCAGGAUCCCCAGGCCCGUCACCCCCAUAAAGAGGCCGUCGGUGGGGCUCGCCGCCGCCGCUCCAUCUCCUCUCUCCAUGCCGGACUCCAGCACUACCAAAGGAGCAUCAUCCUUCACCAACGGGAAUCCGAAAAUUGGACUAAACACUCAACGGAAAUCCAAACCUGUCACACCCAGGUCCUCCUCCUCAUUCGCCCGUCCGUCUGCCGGCCCGUCCGGCAGCCCUCGAAUGCCCCUGCGAGUCCUGUUUGGAACCCGCCGCAGCCUUAGCUCCAACCACUGCAGGACUGACAGCCCCUCCCCUCAGAGAGCCUGUCCGUCCAGGCAGCCCCUCUCGGUUCGAGCCCCAACUGUCCCCGUGCUACCGCCCAGGACUACAACGACCAUGCGGCGCAGCGCCUCGCAGGAAGCCACCGUCCAGACCUCCUAUGGCACCGCGCCCGCCAAGAGCAGGCCGAAACCAGCCGGUGCAGCUAAGGGGAAGCCGCACGCCAAGGAGAAGGCGGUGCCCGCUAGAUAA